Triticum turgidum subsp. durum (durum wheat) is the source of this 1512-nucleotide messenger RNA. The record is from the annotation of a GenBank genome assembly. NCBI's taxonomy places the organism in Eukaryota, Viridiplantae, Streptophyta, Magnoliopsida, Poales, Poaceae.
AUGUCAAGGAGGGGCCUUCCUUCCAACUUGAGGUUCUACAACAUUUGCAUCCACGCCUUCGGCAAGUGGAAGCGCCUGGAUAAGUCGCUGAAGCUCUUCGCGGCUACGAAAGCUGCCUCUCCUCCGCUGGUGCCAGAUAUAUGCACGUACAAUUCGGUCAUUCGUGUUCUUGUGAUUGGCGGGAGGGUGGCUGACGCUUUGCUGGUCUUUGAUGAAAUGAAGUUGGCCGGGAUCCACCCAGACGUGUUCACUUACCGCGCGGUUGUGGAUGGGUGCUGCAAGAGUUUCAGGAUGGAUGACGCACUGCGUAUGUUUCAGGAGAUGCGCGGGGGCACCGGGCUGAAGGGGGAUGUCGUGGUGUACAAUUCGCUUCUAAAUGGACUCUUCAAAGCAAAGAGGCUUGAUGAGGCAUGUGGUUUUUUCGAGACAAUGGUGGCGGAUGGGAUCCAAUGCUCAGCGAGCACACACAACACCGUGAUCGAUGGGCUGUUCAAGAAUGGGAGGGCAGAAGCCGCAUGUCGGCUGUUCUAUGAGCUAAGGAAGAAAGGUUUUAACAAGAGUAGACGGUGGGAUUUGGAAGAGAAGAUAGUGAAGAUCAUAAGAGAUAGCUCUGUCUUGCCAGAUGCCAUUCGAUGGAAGUCCAACAUGAUGGAUGCCUUGACAGGACCACAGGAUAGAGCGAAAGAUGGAACAUCAAUCUUUCCAUUUGAUGGUAAUAUGAACGAUGUGAUGAGUUUGCUCAAUCCUGCAGUAUGCACUGAUACAAAUGAAGGAACCACACACAAUGAACCCAAGGAUGAUUGGUCUUUGUCCCCACACUUAGAUCAUCUUGCCAAACAUGCUGAUCAUUCAAAUAAUUCUGCUAUAUUUACAGUGCACAGAGGUCAGAGGGUGGAAGGCAUGGGGGGUAAAACUUUCGAUGCUGACAUGGUUAAUACAUAUAUGUCAAUCUUUUUAGCCAAAGGGAAGUUGAGUGUAGCCUGCAAGUUAUUUGAGAUCUUUACAAAUCUGGGAAGGAAAGGGACAAGUUAUACAUACAAUUCACUGAUGACCUCAUUUGUCAAGAAGGGGUAUUUGAAGCAGGUCUGGGCAGUUCUUCACGAGAGGGGUGGACAACUCUGCCCCAAUGACAUAGCAACAUACAACCUGAUAAUUCAGGGUCUUGGCCAGAUGGGGAAAACAGAGGUUGCUAGCUCAAUCAUGGAACAAUUGUCAAAGAAAGGUGUUUACAUGGAUAUUGUUAUGUACAACACUUUGAUCAAUCAAUUGGGAAAGGUCGGGAAGGUUGAAGAAGCAAACUGUUUGCUUGAGCAGAUUACCACAAGGGGCAUGAAACCAGAUCUUGUUACUUUUAAUACCUUGAUCGAUAUUAAUGCGAAAGCUGCUUCGGAUUCCGUCAUGGUUUAUCGAAGCAGAGAGAUCACUGAUUUACGUGACCUCAGACUACCUGAGCACCGAGCAGUCUCUCCCCUGCAAAGAGGUGAAACGGAAAACAACUUCAGCCAGUUUUAA